This is a messenger RNA of Nicotiana tabacum (common tobacco), 1884 nucleotides long. RefSeq names its product AP2-like ethylene-responsive transcription factor AIL1. Gene Ontology annotation, molecular function: DNA-binding transcription factor activity; DNA binding. The record is from RefSeq and is a predicted model, not a curated record. Gene Ontology annotation, biological process: regulation of DNA-templated transcription. Lineage: Eukaryota; Viridiplantae; Streptophyta; Magnoliopsida; Solanales; Solanaceae.
ACAUAUAUGUACGUACAUUCGAGUCUCCUUCACUGAUUCUUCGAAGUAUGAGCUCAAACUCCAUAGAAGCAAGACAAAAAACGCUCACGGAGUUCUAGAGAGAGAAACAUAUAUUUUCAGAGUGUAACAUUUGAGUUUUUCUAUCUCGUUUUGCUUCGUAAUAGUUAUAAUGAGUACUUGGUUGGGUUUCUCUCUCUCUGCCGACUUCAACAUUGGCGACGAUGAAGAAGAAGAAGAAGAAGAAGUAAUAAAAGAUUAUCAAAGUCGCAACGAAAAUCAAGCUACUGGAAAUGACGCUAACUUAGUAGAAGAAACUCCUUUGUCGGUUAUGCCUUCACACUACCCUUUCCCUCGCUGUGACACAACCACUGAAGAUUGUUGGAGGUAUGAGAAUCAUGAGAUGACUAGUGCUACUAAUCUGGACGAAGAAGGCCCAAAGCUUGAAGAUUUCUUAGGAUGUUGUUACUCAAAUUCUCCUCCUGAUCAUGAACAACAAAUUGCUGAAAUCAAUGUUAACAUUCCGCCCACCAUAAAUCCCUCUGAUCACGAACAACAAUUUCAGGUAAUGGUACCAAACGGUUCAUUUCAGAGCUCUAAUGAGUUUACAAACUCUACUACUGGUAGUGUCUACCAUUUGCCAUUUGAUGGAGCUACUUCAGUUUCUGGAUUUAAAUCUUGGUUACGCCAAUCUGCUGCUGCUGCACCAUUAAUUUCAUCUGCUGAAGAAAAUAGAACUAACAAUUGCCAAACACUUUCGCUUGCCGCGGCUCCGAAAAAGCGGCCGGUAGCUGUUAAGAAUGUUACCGGUUCAAGGGAACCGGUUCCGAGAAAAUCCAUUGAUACUUUCGGCCAAAGAACCUCUCAGUACCGUGGUGUCACAAGACAUCGGUGGACUGGAAGAUACGAGGCUCAUUUGUGGGAUAACAGCUGUAGAAAAGAAGGGCAAACUAGGAAAGGCAGACAAGUCUAUCUAGGUGGUUAUGAUACGGAGGAAAAGGCAGCUAGAGCAUACGAUUUAGCUGCUUUAAAAUACUGGGGUGCCACCACGCAUAUCAAUUUUCCCCUAAACACUUAUGAAAAGGAGCUGGAGGAGAUGAAAAACAUGAAUAGGCAAGAAUUUGUUGCACACUUGAGAAGGAAAAGCAGUGGGUUUUCAAGAGGAGCAUCAAUGUACAGAGGAGUAACGAGGCAUCAUCAGCAUGGGAGGUGGCAAGCCAGAAUUGGAAGAGUUGCAGGCAACAAGGACUUGUACCUUGGUACCUUCAGUACUCAAGAGGAAGCAGCUGAAGCGUAUGAUAUUGCUGCAAUCAAGUUCAGAGGAACAAGCGCUGUAACCAAUUUUGAUAGUAGUAGGUACGACGUCAAGAGGAUUUGUUCGAGCACAACUUUAAUUGCUAGUGAUCUAGCCAAGCGCUCCCCAUCAAAGGAUUCUGGCGUCAGCCCAUCUUCCUUUGAAGACUAUAAUAAUUCAUGCACAUCUUCACCUCAACCCAUUUUGGCCAUAACAAAUGGGGAGCAAUUGCAGCAGCAGCCUGCAGAUAAUUCAUUCAUGGACAUAUCAAACAGCAGGAGCUCUGGCUCUCGUUCUGCUGAAAUGAGUUGUGAUUUCGGGGUUGGAUUAGAGUAUCCCCAGUUUGAAGAUGGACGCAAAAGAAUUGAUGAUAAUACUCAGAGCUUAGGACGAAUUGGGAAUAUGGACCUAGUUCAUCCAGUUCCCAUGUUCGCAUUAUGGAACCAAUGAAAACCGAAAACUAUGUAUGAGUCUUUUGUUUGCAACUGGUGAUGAAUGAUGAUACAUUUCUAGAGAUUAGUCUAACUCCCAACUGUUUUGGAUGUUAAUUCGAUGGCAAUGAAAACAAAAGAUGAAUGCAGCUUUGGUAGUUU